Molecule: messenger RNA, 1053 nt
Organism: Diachasma alloeum
Lineage: Eukaryota; Metazoa; Arthropoda; Insecta; Hymenoptera; Braconidae
Exons: 2
Coding region: 1-1053 (350 amino acids)
Source: RefSeq, a predicted model, not a curated record
AUGGCUAUUGAGGGGUAUCGAAUUGUCCACGGAGAGAAUCCAAAACCUGAGGUUGCGACUGAUGCUACUCCAACACAAGUAGCUGCUUUCGCCGCGAAAUUGAAACACAAAAUAGAGGCUGCGAUUCACACGCUCCAGCAGGAGUGGUUCCUGCUGGCCGAGGACCCCAAGGACGACAUCGCAGAACACGUCUCCAAAGUGCAGAGCGUCGCUCACAAACUCAAGGCUCUGGUUGAGACAGUUUCAGAUAGUAUGAUUAUGACAAAAAUUCUGUUGACACUGCCACCUACCCUUAACCAUUUCUGUUCAGUCUGGGAGUUCACUGCACUGGCUGAGCGAACGCUGAAUAACCUGAAAGCGAGGUUGAGUGCAGAAGAAGCCAGAUUGAAACAUCAAGAGGAUCAGAGCAAUCUCAGUGGCCUCAUCACCACGUCAAAAGAUGCAAAAAAUCAAGCAUUGGCAGCAAAGCACUACAAAAGCAAUGAUCAUAAAGAACUUGGGAAGAAAAAGAGCUCAGGUCAUGGGAAAAAGUCAGGACAGUGCCAUUAUGGUCAUAACCAAGGUCAUUGGGAAUAUGACUGUCGUGAGAAAUUGAAAUAUCUCUCCAACCGUUACGAGAAGGACGCAAAAAGUUCCAAGAGUCAUGGAAGAGCUCUGAUGACUCAUGUGCUGUCUAUGUUACCCACAUCCGAGAGUUCAAAUGAGGACUGGUAUCUAGAUUCAGCAGCGUCGAGUCACAUGUCCCCACGAAAAGAAUGGUUUGUCAACCUGGAGCCCUUGAACUUCCCUGAGCAGAUCAUGAUUGGGGAUGGAAAAGUUAUAAUAAGAUCUGCAAGGGGAGACAUAAAUGUCCUGGCUUACGAUGGGGAAGAAUGGGUGCCAAAGCACAUACAAAAUAUUCUAUAUGUGCCAGAUAUCAGAUUCAACCUGUUCUCAACGGAGGCCGCGACUGACAAGGGUCUCCUACAUGUGGCCACGAGCACAGGUGCCUCGUUUAAGAGAAAUAGGGAAACAGUGGCGAUUAGAGAACGUGAAGACGUCCUGAAAAAUUAA